Messenger RNA from Prosopis cineraria, 1194 nucleotides. Its product is annotated as pentatricopeptide repeat-containing protein At4g21170-like. Gene Ontology annotation, molecular function: protein binding. NCBI's taxonomy places the organism in Eukaryota, Viridiplantae, Streptophyta, Magnoliopsida, Fabales, Fabaceae. The transcript is spliced from 2 exons. Bases 172 to 984 code for a protein of 270 amino acids. The record is from RefSeq and is a predicted model, not a curated record.
AGCCGUUGGUUCUGGUCUUUAUCCAUCUGCAAAACUCCUCUUGGAUUCUUUGAUUCGGGAAUACCCUGCACCUGCUAUUUCAGAGAGUAUGGUCAGAGUGAGUAAAGUUCAAUCCUCGAUGGAGCAUGUAAACUUGAUGAUGUUGAAGUUGUGGAGAGGAUAAUCAAUACAAUGGUAGAGAAGGGACUUCUUCCCAAGUGCUCAUCAUCAUUCAACUACGAUUUAGUGGUUCAAAAACUGAGUGAUAUCGGCAAGACAUUUGCCGCAGAAAUGUUCUUUAGGGGGGCUUGUCAGGAGAAUAUUAGCUUGCAGGACCGUACUUAUGGGUGUUUACUAAGAGCACUAUCCAGGGAGAGGAGAAUCAGGGAAGCAAUUUCUGUAUAUAAUAUAACUUCUCAGAGAGGUCUUACUUUGGACUAUGGCAAUUAUCAAGCACUGGCUAAUUUUCUCUGUGAAGAAGAUCAGUGUGUAGAAGUGGAAGGUUUUGAACUGUUGAAGGACAUUGUAAGAAGAGGAUUUCUUCCUUAUUCAUCAAACUUGUCCAAGUUUAUGACAUCUCUGUGUAAUAAAGGUAGAUGGAGAGAAGCAGAGGAUUUGCUGGGUGCUCUUCUAGAUAGAGGCAUUGUGCCUGAUUCUUGUUUCUGUAGCUUAUUGAUGAAGCACUACUGCAAUAGCAGGCAAGUUGAUUCAGCCAUUGAACUGCAUUGUAAGAUAGAGCAGUUGAAUGCGAGUUUGGAUGUCACGGCUUAUAAUGUAUUUCUCAAUAGACUUUUUGUAGCGAGGAAGAUUGAGGAAGCUGAUAAAGUGUUUGACUACAUGAGAAGACAGGAUUUACUUAGCAGUGAGGGUUUUGUAAUAAUGAUACGUGAGCUGUGUAAAGUGAAGGAACUUAGAAAGGCCAUGAAACUGCAUGAUGAAAUGUUGAAGAUGGGGCUUAAACCAGAUAAACCCAAGUAUAAACGUUUGAUAUCUGGUUUUGCAUGAUUAUCAGCUUCUAGCACACGUGAAGAAGUCAUCCUGUGCAUUUUUCAGUAUAUAAUGUUGGGAAUUUAGGGACUUGUAUAGAAAGAUCGGUGGUUUGUAUGACGUGUCAAUUUUCAGAAGUAGGAGGCAGUGAAGAGUUGCAGCUUCAGCUUUCUUGACUUCUUAUAUAAUCAUUAUUGUCUGUCAUGUGCAAUCAUUGACCAUUUCUAA